This is a messenger RNA of Antechinus flavipes (yellow-footed antechinus), 3011 nucleotides long. RefSeq names its product butyrophilin like 9 (gene BTNL9). Gene Ontology annotation, cellular component: external side of plasma membrane. The transcript is spliced from 11 exons. Gene Ontology annotation, molecular function: signaling receptor binding. Bases 160 to 1770 code for a protein of 536 amino acids. Gene Ontology annotation, biological process: regulation of cytokine production; T cell receptor signaling pathway. NCBI's taxonomy places the organism in Eukaryota, Metazoa, Chordata, Mammalia, Dasyuromorphia, Dasyuridae. The record is from RefSeq and is a predicted model, not a curated record.
GCUUCUGAUCCCUUGCACUGACUGUUCAAUUCAGAUGAGUUUACUUCAGACAGAGAGAAUUCUUCAAAAUCAGCUUCUUUGUUAAGCAAGUGCAAGAAGUUGCACUGCCAUUUUGGAUAUUUCUCUGGCUGCCAGGUAUCCUAUCACUUUUAACCUGAGAUGGUGAAUAUCCCAGAUUUUUCUCAUUCAUCACAGAGUUCCUUUCUAUCCAACUGUCUCCUCUUCCUCCUCUGUCUCAUGGAACUGAAUGCAGAAGAAGGAAAAGUGAUUGGUCAUAGAGAACCAAUUCUGGCCAUGGUUGGGGAAGAGGUGGAGUUUCCUUGCUACAUAUCUUCCAAACUGGAUGCAGAAGACAUGGAAAUACGUUUUUUCCGCAACAAAUUCUCUGAAAUUGUCCUUAUCUACCAAAAUAGGCAGGAGCUAUUCAACAAACAAAUGGUAGAGUACCAGGACCGGGCACACUUAGUAAAAGAUUACAUCCAGGAAGGGAGUGUUUCCCUCCGUCUCUUCCACAUUAUUCCUGCUGAUGAGGGUCAAUAUGGAUGUCUCUUUCAAUCCAAGGACUUCUCUAACAGUGCUACCUGGGAGUUGGAAGUUGCAGGAUUGGGCUCAGAUCCACAUAUCUACUUUGAAGGCUUUAAAGAAGGAGGCAUCCAACUAAGAUGUAGUUCUAAAGGCUGGUACCCCAGACCAAAAGCAGUAUGGAAAGAUUAUUAUGGGCAGCAACUACCCUCUCUAUCAGAAAUUAUAACCCAAGAUGCUGAGAGACUGUUCCAUUUGGAAAUAUCUGUGGUGGUCAAAAAGGGAGCUCACAGUAAUGUGACAUGUUCCAUCCAGAACACCCUCUUAGUGCAGAAGAAAGAAUUUACAAUUCAUAUAGCAGAUGUAUUUUUACCAAAAAACUCUGCCUGGAGAGGAGCAUUCAUUGGAACCUUCAUGGGGCUAGCUGUCAUUCUGGUCCUCUUCAUGAUUCUGGCAUUCUAUUUCUUCCAGAAGCAACAAAGAUCCAAAGAAAAACUGAAGAAAAAAUCAGAGAAGGAAAAAGGAAAACUCACAGUUGAGCUGGGUAAGCUUCAGACAGAAAUUGACUGGAGAAGGGCAGAAGGACAGGCUGAGUGGAGAGCAGCCAGAAGAUAUGCAGUGAAUAUAACUCUGGAUCCAGACACUGCUCAUCCCAGCCUUAAGAUUUUAGAAGAUGGCAAGAGUGUUAUUUAUUGGAAUAUAAAGCAGGAUCUACCAGAUGAUCCUAAGAGAUUUGAAGACCAACUUUGUGUCCUUGGUCAGGAGGGUUUCAUCUCAGGGAAACACUACUGGGAGGUAGAUGUGGGGGAGAAAAGUAGAUGGUUCUUGGGUGUGUGUCAUGACUCAGUGGAACGAAAACAGGAGGUAAAGCUAUGCCCUGGGAAAGGAUAUUGGGUGAUAGGGUUGUGGAAUGGCUGUGAAUACUUUAUUUUCAAUCCUCAUCGAAUAUCUCUAACACUGAGAGUGCCCCCCAGGCGAGUAGGAGUCUUUUUGAACUAUGAAGCUGGAACGGUUUCUUUCUUCAAUGUGACUGACAACUCCCACAUAUUCACCUUCACUGACAAAUUCUCUGGGAUUCUUCGCCCCUAUUUUAGACCUCGAUCUCAUGAUGGAGGAGAAAAGGUCAUUCCUUUGACCAUCUGCCCAUUGCCCACCAAGGGUGAUGGAGUAGCUGCCAAAGAUGAUGAUGAUUGUGACACCUGGUUACAACCCUAUGAUUUAUCAGACAACACUGAAAAUGGGUGGUAAGGAUCCUUAAGUACUGGGCAGGGUACUUUCUCAAAAUAUGCUAUUUAAGCUUUGGGGAAAAUCUCCAUUGUCUAAGUCUCCCAGAAAAUAAUAAAACUUAUAUAUGCACAUAAAUAUGAUAGUCAAUUCUGAAUUAUGUAUGAUCAUGGAACAUAGGAAGAGCACAUAUUAAUUAGAGGGCAUUAUUCUCCUCAAUUUAGCUAAUAUUUUAGGUGUUACUUCUCCUAACCCCACUUUCCCAAUUUUUUUUUUAAAGAGUUGCUCAUGAAUAAUUAGAACUUCUUCAAUUUCUUUGUUCCCUAUUCUCAGACAUAUCCACUCUCUAGUCAUAAGUCAUCAAUAUGUCAAAAGAGUAGGCAACAAAGGGAAAGAAACGAGAGGGGUAUAGAUAUUCAUGUAAUAAUCAUCUUAAUGAACCAAAAAGGGAAAUGUUGAUUAUUCAUAAGCAACUAAUUGUCCUAUAGAAAAGAAAUGAUUAUAACUUACACAAUAUAUUGUGGAUUUAUUUUUAAAAGAAUAUCUAUUGCUAAAUGUUUGGUAAACAGAAAGCUAAAAAUAAGUAAAGGUAUUUUUUUUAAAGCUUAACUUUGGGAUUUAUUUAACUAGCUGCUCUUCAUGUUUUUAGUGAUCUCAUGUGGAAUAUUUAAUCGUUUUGGUAUUUACAUUGUAAUCAGAUGAAAUAAUUUUUUAAGUUAAUCAUUAAUACUGUAAUAAAAAGGUAUAUUCCACUCUCUUAUAUACAAAUCUCUUUCUAUACAAUCAGGCAAAUUAAGUUUAUUCCUAUCUAAAAUCAGGGAGAAUUCAAUUCAAUUUAAUAACAUAAAAUAUUUGUGUAUUUCUUUUAUUCAGCACACACAACAUCUGAUCUUUGUUCCUUUCUAGAUUAAGAUCUAUAAGUACAGUAAUACAAAGGAAAGGUCAUCAACUGCCAUAUUGUUCAAUGUCCUUUUGAGGAAUACUGAAGCUUUAGGGAAACUUGCAUGGCGCUGGUGCUAGCUGCCAAGGAAGGAUAUGAUGGGUAUUAAAAAGGAUUUAGUCUUUACAACCUAAAUAUUAACUGCAUCUGGGGAAAUUUUUGAUGCAGAGAUGUUAGAUAAGGAAGUAGGCUAACUGUCUGGUUUCUGGCAACCCUGUUUACACAAAAGCCUAUAAAAGGCUUGAUGUCUCCUUUGUAAAAUACCACAUGCUUUGGAUAGAAAUCCUGUUUCCGAGCCAAUAAAUUCUCCAUUUUAAAUUUAAAA